Lingula anatina is the source of this 3962-nucleotide messenger RNA. Its product is annotated as ATP-binding cassette sub-family D member 3. The record is from RefSeq and is a predicted model, not a curated record. Gene Ontology annotation, molecular function: ABC-type transporter activity; long-chain fatty acid transmembrane transporter activity; ATP binding. Gene Ontology annotation, cellular component: peroxisomal membrane; peroxisome. Gene Ontology annotation, biological process: fatty acid beta-oxidation; long-chain fatty acid import into peroxisome; peroxisome organization. Lineage: Eukaryota; Metazoa; Brachiopoda; Lingulata; Lingulida; Lingulidae.
GAUGGCUGCUUGGAGUAAAUUACAGGAGAAACUAACUCCUCGGAAUUCCGCUGUUGCUGCAGGCGUAGUGGUACUUUGGUGGAUAGCUCGGACACGAUGGCAAACAAACGGCAAAAAGCAGUUAAACAGAGGAAAGACCACAUUUAACCUUUCUGAGGCAAUUGAACAAGAGCGCCGUGAAAGGGAAAAAACUGCAGACAAGGGCAGAGAUAAAGCAGCAGUAGAUGGUGUCUUCUUCAGAUCGAGUCACACGUUUGUCAAGACACCCAUGUAUUGCGUUAGUUUAGACUUUGACCCCGUCACCUUGCCCUCAAUUCAUUUCAAGAUGGCUGCCUGGAGUAAAUUACAGGAGAAACUAACUCCUCGGAAUUCCGCUGUUGCUGCAGGCGUAGUGGUACUUUGGUGGAUAGCUCGGACACGAUGGCAAACAAACGGCAAGAAGCAGUUAAACAGAGGAAAGACCACAUUUAACCUUUCUGAGGCAAUUGAACAAGAGCGCCGUGAAAGGGAAAAAACUGCAGACAAGGGCAGAGAUAAAGCAGCAGUAGAUGGUGUCUUCUUCAGGAGAUUAUGUCGUAUUUUAAAGAUUGUGAUUCCAAGCUGGGUGUCUGCAGAGGCUGGCUACAUGUUACUGGUAGCUGUGGCCCUAGUCUGUCGCACAUACUGUGAUGUCUGGAUGAUACAGAACGGAACUUCCAUUGAGAGUGCAAUUAUUGGAAGAGACAUGCAACUUUUUAAGAAACAUUUAUUCAAGUUCAUAUAUGCCAUGCCUUUGAUCUCCUUGAUGAAUAAUGUUUUGAAAUUUGGAUUAAAUGAAGUUAAACUGCGUUUUAGAACCAGACUCACAGAUUACCUGUACGACAAAUAUCUCAGGGGGUUUACAUACUACAAGAUGAGUAAUUUAGACAACCGAAUUUCAAAUGCUGACCAGUUGCUGACACAAGAUGUUGAUAAACUUUGUGAAAGUAUUGGGGAACUUUAUUCCAAUUUAAGCAAGCCUGUACUUGAUAUUUUUCUGUAUGCUUUUAAACUAGCUGGAGCCAUUGGUAUUCAGGGUCCAGGAUACAUGUUGGCUUAUUUAGCUGUCUCUGGACUUAUACUUACUAGGCUUAGAAGACCUAUUGGAAAAAUGACUGUGAUAGAACAAAAGUAUGAGGGAGAAUUCCGCUAUGUCAACUCUAGACUCAUUACAAAUAGUGAAGAAGUAGCAUUUUACCAGGGAAACAAAAGAGAAAAAGUCACAAUAGAAGGAACUUUUAAGAAACUGGUGGAUCAUUUAAGAACACUCAUAAACUUCCGGUUUAAUAUGGGACUGAUAGACAACAUAGUAGCAAAAUACAUUGCCACUUUGGUGGGAUAUCUGGUCGUAAGCCGUCCCUUCCUUGACCUGGCAAACCCUAGACACUUACAUACCUCACACAGUGAGAGGCUAGAGGACUACUACAAGUCUGGCAGGAUGUUGGUCAGAAUGGCAGAAGCUAUUGGAAGAGUUAUCCUUGCUGGCAGGGAAAUGACCAGACUGGCUGGGUUCACAUCAAGGGUGACAGACCUGAUGAAGGUCCUGGAUGACCUGAACAAAGGGCAGUACCAGAGAACCAUGGUGUCCAGUCAACAGAAUGCUGAAGGUGAAAAACCCUCAGUGCCACUGAUCCCAGGAAGUGGAAGGGUUUGCUACCAGGACUAUAUUAUCAAAUUUGAAUCUGUCCCUUUGGUUACCCCCAAUGGUGAUGUCCUUAUCAAGGAGAUGAACUUUGAGGUCAAGUCUGGGAUCAACGUGCUAGUGUGUGGCCCCAAUGGAUGUGGAAAGAGUUCUCUAUUCAGAAUACUUGGAGAGCUUUGGCCACUAUUUGGUGGUACAAUGACCAAGCCUGACAAAACCAAACUCUUCUACAUCCCACAGAGACCAUACAUGACAUUAGGUACUUUGCGAGACCAGGUCAUCUACCCAGACACCAAGCAGGACAUGAUUGAUAAAGGUGUCAUUGACAAGGACCUAGAUUAUUUCAUGGAAAAGCUUCAGAUGGCUAGAUUGUUUUACCAUAAACCCCAGUUUGCUAUCUUGGAUGAGUGUACUAGUGCAGUGAGUGUAGACGUGGAAGGAUUCAUGUACCAGCACUGUAGGGAGGUUGGCAUCAGUCUUUUUACAGUGUCUCAUAGGAAGUCACUAUGGAAGCAUCAUGAGUACUAUCUACAUAUGGAUGGUCGUGGAAGUUAUGAAUAUAAACCAAUAACUCCAGAAACCACAGAAUUUGGGUCUUAACUAAGACCAGUGAGAUUGGAUAAUGUGAAUUAAAUUGUCUCAAAACUUCACUGUAAUUAUGCGAUAAAGUAUGUCAUCAGUUGAAGAGCAUAUUACAGUUCAAUCUUGAACACCAGUAAUAUUAAACAAAUUAAAUUUUGAUGGAUUUUUUUUGCUCAGAUUUUGCUACAUUUGCUCUUCUCAAUUUCAGAAAUGUCUGCAUAAAAAUAAAAUUUGAAAAGCUUAAAUCUUGAUGUUGCACAGACUGAUAAAAGAUUAGUUAUGUCCAUAAAAAUUUAACAACGUAUAUAGAAAAUUGCCAAGAUACAUCUGGUUGGCAUUGUGCUAAUAUUUGUUUCACCAAUUUUUAUGUACUUUGACUGGUAAGGAUAUUUAGAGGCUAAUACAGUUCAUUCCAGAUUUAUGUUCACUUGGGUUAUUUUUGAUAAUAUAAUUUUGUUUUUAUCAACUAUCUUUGCAUUUCAAUAAUGACAAUAUGGCAAUUUCUCUCUCUUUUGUACACUUGUUUGCUACCAAAACUAGGCAAAUUUCAUUCAUGCAGGCCCACAAAGUCCAUGCUAUUAUUUUUAUUUUCUAAUGCUUGCUUGUUAACAUACCAAGUUUUAGAAUCAGCAUAAGAUUGUACUAAUUUUAGAUGUAACACCUUUUUUGUGGGCCAAUACUUAGAAUUAUUUAUUUAAAGAGUCCAUUUUUGACAGAAAAUGUUAUGGAGUGGAAUUGGUAAGAUUUUAUACAAGAUGUACAUAUCAUGUACAGUAUUGGAUAAAUUGGCAAUGAAUUUUGGCCAGUUAUUAGUCAUGUUUAUUAAGUCUAACAAAUAAUGAAAAUUGUAUAUAAGAUGUUUAAAGCCAGUUUGAUAACCUUAAUGUACAGAAGACCUAAAAUUAUGUAAAUCAAGUCAGUUAUGAAUUGCUGUGAUGAAUAAUCUCUUCAAAGUGAAGUUUGUGGACUGAAAUGAUUUGAAAACAAAAUUUUAUCAAAUUAUGCCAAUAAAGAAAAACAGAUUAUCAUAAAUUUGUUUUAAUAAUAAUUUCUUUCUUGAUUAUAAUAGCAUGUACACAACGGGACUCACGCCAUAGUUGACUGUUGAAAAUUGAGAAAAUGUACCUUCACCUACUUUCUGUAAAAAUCUGCAUGUGAAAGAUCAAAUGCACUGUUGCUUCAAAUGCUGAAGUGAAAAAGAGAUCUAUUAAGAGAAUGAUGGGCAGUUACAUCAUGAAAAAGACUAUUGGCUUAUUUUGGCACCUUUGGACCAGGUUCAUCCACCAGCCAUUUUUUACUUGAAAUUGGAAGGAAGGGAAUGGAAAUGUAUCCACAGGUUCUGUCAUAUAACAAGUAAAAUUACUUUUGAAUGUUCUUAACUUAAAGGAUACACAAAUGGAAUGUCAUUUUCUUUUGCUCAGAUAAGAGAUUAUCAGCUGUUUUAAAAUAAGUUUACAUGCUAGCGAAAACCUUUGUAUAAAAAAAUUACACAUUUAUGCAUGCGCAGGAAAUGGGAUGUGCACUAUGGUGUUCUGAAAAUCCAGAACACGAAAAAAUUUUCAAAAGCUUAAAUUUUGAAACAACUCUGACAAAAUAUUUUACUCUGCUGUUGGCCAGUUCAGCAAGUAUAUUGCCAGCUGUUUGGGUAUUGGUAGCUGCAUCACUUUGUUUAUGGGCACAUUUUGCAGAAUAGUUAUUUUACACAUCUGUUGCAGAUUCA